GAUCUGGAUCUGUAUCUGUAUCACCACCAUUCUUUUAUUUUUAACUCUACUCCCACUCCACAGAUGAGAUCCCUCCAAAGCCCAUAACAUGAGAUGGAGGAGCUUGCAAUUUGCAAUUUACUCUUUUCUUACCUUUGGCCGAAUCACUAUUCUCUCACACUGUUUACAAUUGAUUUUGAUCUCUAAUCUAUUUUUGGUUUGAUCAUCCAUGGCUUUUAAAAGAAGCUUAGAUCAGUGUUCUUCUUCUUCAUCAUCUUCGACACAACCUCACUGGAGCUAUGACGUGUUCUUGAGUUUCAGAGGUAAAGAUACCCGCAAAAACUUUACUGAUCAUCUCUACGAGGCCUUGGUUCAAGCUGGAAUUCACACCUUCAGGGAUGAUGAUGAACUUCCAAGAGGACGUGAAAUUUCUUCGGAGCUUCUCAAAUCAAUCGAAGGAUCCAGGAUGUCCAUCGUUGUUUUCUCAAGAAACUAUGCUUCUUCCAGAUGGUGCCUUGAUGAGCUCGUGAAGAUCAUUGAAUGCAAGAAAACACUUGGACAAUUACUUGUCCCAAUAUUCUACGGUGUUGAUCCAUCUGAUGUACGCCACCAAACUGGGUAUUUUGGAGAAGCAUUUGGGCGUUACGUGAAUGAGAUGGAGAAGGUGGAGGUGAGGAGAGCUGCCCUCUCUGAAGCUGCUAAUUUGUCAGGGUGGGAUUUGCAAAAUGUUGCAAAUGGGUAUGAAGCAAAGUUCAUUCGAAAAAUUGUUAAAGAGGUUUUAUGUGAGCUGAAACAUACAUUCCUAAAUGUUGCUGUGCACCCAGUUGGAAUAGAUUCUCAUGUUGAACGCAUAAAGUUGUUGUUCAUGAGAAUUGGAUCAGAUGAUGUUUGCAUGAUUGGGAUAUACGGCUUGGGUGGAAUAGGCAAAACGACCAUUGCAAAAGCUGUGUAUAACCAUAUUUUUCGCCAAUUUGAAGGGAGUUGUUUUCUUGCAAAUGUUAGAGAAUUUGCAGGACAAUUCAAUGGCCUACUUCGAUUGCAAGAACAACUUCUUUUUGAGUUAUUAAGGAUAAAGAAUCUAAAGAUUGGCAGUGUUGAUAGAGGAAUGAAUUUGAUAAAAGAAAGGCUCCAUUCUAAAAGGGUUCUCAUUGUUCUUGAUGAUUUGGAUCAAUUAAGUCAAUUAAAUUCCUUGGCAGGAAAUCGUGAUUGGUUUGGUCCAGGAAGUAGAAUCAUCAUAACAACUAGAGAUGAGAACUUGUUGAAGGGAUUGAAAGUUGAUGAAAGAUACAUGGCUAUGGGAUUGAAUCACAAAAAGUCUUUGCAGCUUUUUAGUUGGCAUGCCUUUGGUGAAACUAAUCCAUUAGAAAAUUAUGCAGAUCUUGCAAAUGGUAUAGUAAGUUAUGCUAGUGGGCUGCCACUAGCUCUUGAAGUUUUGGGUUCUUAUUUGUUUGGAAGAAACAUGGUAGAAUGGAAAAGUGCAUUUGAUAAAUUGCAACAAAUUCCUCAUGAGGAAAUUCAGAAAAAACUUAGGAUAAGUUUUGAUGCACUAGAUGAUGACAAAAUAAAGGAUAUCUUCCUUGAUAUUGCUUUCUUUUUCAUUGGAAUGGACAAAAACUAUGCCAUUACUAUAUUGAAUGGUUGUGGUUUCUUCGCAGAAAUUGGAAUUAGUGUUUUGAUUAGUAGAUGUUUACUGAGAAUUAGUGAAAACAAUGAGUUGAUGAUGCAUGAUCUAGUAAGGGAUAUGGGAAGGGAGAUUAUUCGUGAAAAAUAUCCCAAGGAGCCUGAAAAGCGCAGUAGAUUGUGGUUUCAUGAAGAUGUAUGCUAUGUACUUGAAAAAAACAAGGGAACGGAAGCAGUCAAAGGUGUGAUUCUGACCCAACCCAUGUUAAAGAAGAUACAAUGGAGUAAUAAGGCAUUUGCUGGGAUGCCUAAGUUAAGAUUGCUUCGAAUAAAUCAUGUGCACCUCUGUGGAAAUUUUGAGCAUCUAUUUGAAGAGUUAAGGUGGCUCUAUUGGCAUUACUGCCCAUCGGAGUAUUUACCAUCCAAUUUUCAUCUAGAGAAACUUGUUAUUUUAGACAUGCAAUUCAGCAAAUUUAAAACACUCUGGACAGAUGGCAAGCACUUCAAGAGUUUGAAAAUUCUAAAUCUCAAUAAUUCCAAAUGCCUAACAAAAAGUCCCAUCUUCUGCGCACUAUCGAUGCUUGAGCAAUUACAGCUUGAACGUUGUACAAGUUUAAUGGAGCUCCACGAAUCAAUUGGACUUCUAGAUAAACUUGUUUACCUGAAUUUGAAAGAUUGCAUGAACCUCAGGUAUCUUCCAGGCAGUAUCUGCAAGUUAAAGUCUGUUGAACAUCUAAAUCUCACUGGUUGUGCAAAACUAAAGGAGUUUCCAGAGCACUUGGGACAUAUGGAAAGCUUAACAGAGCUUCUUGCAGAUGGAACAGCCAUUAAACAACUACCUUUCUCUAUCGGACUACUGAAGAAUCUUAGGAAGUUAUCGUUGAAGGGAUGUAAUAGGCAAUUCACGACUAAAUCCCGGUUUUCUCUUAUAUCAUCUUGGGUUUUGUCGAGAAAAAAAGCGAACUCCAUAAGAUUUUUACCAUCCUCUAUUUUAGGUUUGUGUUCCUUAACAAUUCUAGAUCUCAAAGAUUGCAAUCUGUCUGAAGGAGAUUUUCCAGGUGAUCUUAGGAGUUUAUCAUCCUCAUUGCAACUGUUGGAUUUACAAGGAAACAAUUUUCGUAGCCUACCAUAUGGCUUCAGUCAUCUAUCCAACCUAAAAGACCUUUUUGUGGAUUACUGCACAAGUCUUCAAUUUAUCUCAGAUCUUCCUUCUAAUUUAUGUAGAAUCAGUGCAUCUAAUUGUCCAUCACUUGAAAAAAUAUCCGAUGUAUCAAAAUUGAAGGCUCUCCAAAUGUGGGUGGGUAACCCCGGAUUUGAGCAUAUUCUCUCAAAUCGUGGUGAGGGUGAAGAUUGUUUUGACUAUUUUCUAGGUGCACGAACCAUCAUUCCUUUGGACAGGCUCAACAAUUUACAAACUCUUCAGCAUCUUCGUGGCAGGAAGUUCGACAUAUUCUUUCCCGGUGACUUCAACGAUGAUUUCAACUAUAACAUAACAGGGUCUUCUUCAAUAUCCUUAGAAGUGCCAGUGCAAAGGGAAGACAACUACGUUUCAGGGUUUGGUGUGGGAAUUGUUUAUUAUAAAGCUGCGGAUGAAGAAAGCUGCACCAUGAAAUUAGAUGAUUAUCCAUACGUGAUUAUUACUGAUAAAAUUAAUGGCAUCGAUUUUACUUAUAUCCCAGACUUCUUCGGCAUCCCUAAAAGUAGUGGAGAUUAUCGAUGGGGCAGCCAUAUAAUAGUUGGAGAAUAUUUUGGGUAUAGAAUUAAAGGUGGUGAGCAAUUCCAAGUUUCUUUCAUUAUGCCGUCAGCUUUUAAAGUAAAGCGGUGUAAGACGUAUUUGGUUGUCUAUCCCAAAAGUCGUCACCUACGCCCUGUCCUUCCUUCUAUAGAUGACGACCCUUCCUCUACAGAUGACAAAGAAUGAUCAUGAAAAUUGUCACCAAAACAUCAAUUGUGAUUGAGCCAUCUCACAUUUUCCUUUGAAUAAAU
Molecule: messenger RNA, 3585 nt
Organism: Camellia sinensis
Lineage: Eukaryota; Viridiplantae; Streptophyta; Magnoliopsida; Ericales; Theaceae
Source: RefSeq, a predicted model, not a curated record